Gamsiella multidivaricata is the source of this 1104-nucleotide messenger RNA. Its product is annotated as acyl-CoA N-acyltransferase. The coding region runs from base 224 to 991 and encodes 255 amino acids. Gene Ontology annotation, biological process: N-terminal peptidyl-methionine acetylation. The record is from RefSeq and is a predicted model, not a curated record. Lineage: Eukaryota; Fungi; Mortierellomycota; Mortierellomycetes; Mortierellales; Mortierellaceae. Gene Ontology annotation, molecular function: protein-N-terminal amino-acid acetyltransferase activity. The transcript has 3 exons. Gene Ontology annotation, cellular component: NatC complex.
CGAUCCUGUCCUGGGCAGCAUUGUUGGCGACCUACAUGCUGUCGUGAUUUCCCUAAUGAUAAUAAAGGAUUUUUUUUUUUACUUUUUUGUUCAUUGAAUCGAUGAAAAUCAUUCUGCCUGGUGACUGUUGCUAACCUUUCUACUUGAGCACAGCGCGCAGCCAGAUCUCUUCAAACUCACGUCCCCUCCCCUCCCCUCCCCUUCUUCUCUUCGACAAAGAAUAAUGACCAAAUCAAAAUCAAAGGGGAAAUCGAAAUCCGGAACCGCAUCGACUUCAGGAGCAAAAGCCGGUCCGUCAAAGGACACGUCAAUCGCAGGCUCGACUGCGACAUUAGCCUCCAACAAAGACACGAUUGGGAGCAGCAUCAGCAGCAUCAGCAGCAUCAGCAGUAGUAUCAGCGGCAUCAGUAGCAGCAGCAGCAGCAGCAAGAACGACCCUAAGAACAGUAUACCGCCACCGGUACCAUCCAUACCACGGAUCGACUAUAUUGGUUAUGAAUCCGAACAUCAACUCCAGGGCAUGGUCAGCCUGAUUGAGAAUGACCUCUCGGAGCCGUAUUCGAUCUACACCUAUCGCUAUUUCUUGCAUCAGUGGCCCAAGCUCUCCUUUCUGGCAAUGGAUAAGGAUAAGGACAAGUGCAUUGGCGUAAUUGUCUGUAGACUCGAGCCUCACGGCCGCAUGAAAUCUAACCGUGGUUAUAUCGCCAUGCUGGCCAUUUCAAAAGAAUACCGCAAACGCCGGAUCGGAUCGACCCUGGUUCUAAUGGCUAUCGAGGCCAUGAAGAAGGCUGGAGCCGAUGAGAUUGUGCUGGAGACAGAGUACACGAACACGAACGCGAUCGCAUUGUAUCUGCAGAUGGGAUUCAUCAAGGACAAGCGACUUUACCGAUACUAUCUCAACGGCAUUGAUGCUUUCAGACUAAAACUGUUUUGCAAACCAGAACUCGAGGGCGCUGACAGGGCAUCCCACGAGAGCAACGUGGCACCAUGAAUCAACCGCUUUGCCAAGUAGUCCAUCCGUCUUCAAACUAAUAUAGCAAAAGUCAGCCUGUACUUGCAAGCGUGCAGCCAUAUACACUGCCCAAGUGAAGAGUAAAAAAGUAU